Molecule: messenger RNA, 4471 nt
Organism: Polistes canadensis
Lineage: Eukaryota; Metazoa; Arthropoda; Insecta; Hymenoptera; Vespidae
Gene: DNApol-delta
Product: DNA polymerase delta catalytic subunit
Exons: 13
Coding region: 1-3321 (1106 amino acids)
Biological process (GO): DNA replication proofreading; base-excision repair, gap-filling; DNA-templated DNA replication
Cellular component (GO): delta DNA polymerase complex
Molecular function (GO): DNA-directed DNA polymerase activity; DNA binding; 3'-5'-DNA exonuclease activity
Source: RefSeq, a predicted model, not a curated record
AUGAGUAAAGGAAAAUAUCUGGGAUCUGGACCUGCUAAAAAAGCAAAAUUCAAUAAAAAUGACGACGACGAUGAUGUUCCAUGGUCGUUUGAAGCAGAAUUGGCGAAUAUGGAAAAUAUAGAUGAUGAAUUUGAUGUGGUUACACAAGUAACUGGCGAACCUAUCGAUAACUGUGAAAUGAUGAUAAUCAAUAAGCCAAACGCAGGUCCUGAACAAGAAAAUAUAUCUACGAAAUGGGGUAGGCCACCUGUACCAGAUUUAAAUUCAGAAAUUGAUAAACUAAUUUUUCAACAAAUAGAUAUUGAUCAUUAUAUAGGUGAGCCGCUACCAGGAAUGCCAGGUAAUAAAUGUGGGCCUGUUCCAAUCAUGCGAAUGUUUGGUGUAACAGAAGAAGGAAAUUCUGUUUGUUGUCAUGUUCAUGGAUUUUGUCCAUACCUAUUUGUUACAGCACCACAAAAAUUUACAGAUGCGCAUUGUAAACCUUUCAAGGAUGCACUCAAUACAGCUGUUAAAAAAGAUAUGAAAUCGAAUCAAAAUAAUAUUCAAGAAGCUGUGUUAGCUGUUGAAAUUGUGUACAAGCAAACUGUGUAUUCAUAUACAGGAAAUGAUAAAAAUGCAUUUCUCAAAAUUACAGUCGCACUUCCUAAGUUAAUUGCAGCUUGUAAAAGACUUCUUGAAAAAGAAAUUGUUUAUAGCGCAUUUAAUCAUACUUAUACACCAUUUGAAACUAAUAUUGAUUUUGAUAUUAGAUUUAUGGUAGAUACAUCAGUAGUAGGUUGUUGUUGGAUCGAACUAUCACCAAAGAAAUGGAAAUUAAGAGGUCAAAAAGAACACAAAUUGCCGAUAACAUCUAGAUGCCAGUUAGAAGUAGAUGUUGCAUGGGAUGCUUUUAAAGCUCAUCCAGCAGAAGGCGAAUGGUCCAAAGUUGCACCAUUUAGAAUACUUAGUUUUGAUAUAGAAUGCGCAGGACGAAAAGGUAUAUUUCCUGACCCUAACCAUGAUCCCGUUAUACAAAUUGCAAAUAUGGUAAUCAGGCAAGGAGAAACUGAACCGUUUUUACGAAAUAUAUUUACCCUCGAUUUGUGUGCACCUAUUGUUGGUUGUCAAGUUCUUUGUUUCAAGGAAGAAGCAGAACUUUUAAAGAAAUGGGCUGAAUUCAUACGACAAUUAGAUCCGGAUAUUUUUACUGGAUACAAUAUUAGUAAUUUUGAUUUUCCAUAUUUAAUUAAUCGUGCUAAAUUUCUCAACGUCAAAGACUUCGUAUAUCUUGGUAGAAUCCGAGAUAUAAAAUCAGUGAUCAAAGAUCAGGUAUUGCAGAGUAAACAAAUGGGACGACGUGAAUAUAAAGUUAUAAACUUUGAAGGCAGAAUACCAUUCGAUUUAUAUUUGGUAUUAGUCAGAGACUAUAAAUUAAGGUCCUAUACUUUGAAUGCUGUUUCUUAUCAUUUUUUGCAAGAACAAAAAGAAGAUGUGCAUCAUAGUAUUAUUACUGAUCUGCAGAAUGGUAACUCGCAAACUCGAAGACGGCUUGCUGUGUAUUGCUUGAAGGAUGCAUAUUUACCAUUAAGGUUAUUGGACAAAUUAAUGUGUAUUAUUAUUUAUAUGGAAAUGGCAAGAGUUACCGGCGUAUCUUUAAUGACUCUAUUAACUAGAGGACAACAAAUUAAAGUUGUUUCUCAACUUUUACGAAAGACACAAGAAAAAGGUUUUUUAAUGCCAGUACACAGCGGACAUGGAACAGAUGAACAAUUUGAAGGAGCUACAGUCAUAGAACCAAAACGUGGCUAUUAUAAUGAUCCUAUAGCCACCUUGGAUUUCAGUUCUCUAUAUCCCAGUAUUAUUAUGGCUCAUAAUCUAUGCUAUACGACUUUAUUAACACCUGACAAACAAAACAAAUUUGAUUUAAAGACCGAUGACGUUACGCAGACUCCAAGCAAUUCAUUAUUUGUUAAAUCUCAUAUUAGAAAAGGAUUGCUUCCAGAAAUUUUGGAAAAUCUUUUGACAGCUCGAAAAAAUGCCAAAGCUGAAUUAAAAAAAGAAACUGAUCCUCUUAAACAAAAGGUCUUGGAUGGUAGACAGUAUGCUUUAAAAGUAUCAGCAAAUUCUGUGUACGGAUUUACAGGCGCGCAGAUGGGGAAAUUACCCUGUUUAGAAAUUUCUGCAAGUGUUACUGCUUAUGGACGUAAUAUGAUAGAAAAAACGAAAGAGGAAGUCGAAAAUCAUUACCGCAUUGAAAAUGGUUACAAAAACGAUGCCAUUGUUAUAUAUGGUGAUACUGAUUCUGUAAUGGUUAAAUUUGGUAUCAAGAAGGUAGAAGAGGCAAUGGAAUUAGGUAGAGAAGCUGCAGAAUACGUUACAUCCAAAUUUAUUAAACCCAUUAAAUUAGAAUUUGAAAAAGUUUACUUUCCGUAUCUUUUAAUAAAUAAAAAAAGAUACGCUGGUCUUUACUUUACCAAGCCUGAUAAACAUGAUAAAAUGGAUUGUAAAGGCCUAGAAACUGUAAGAAGAGAUAAUUGUCCUUUAGUAGCAAACAUGAUGAACACCUGUUUAGAAAAAUUACUUAUUGAUAGAAAUCCCGAUGAUGCCCUUGAUUAUGCGAAACAAAUGAUAAGUGAUCUUUUAUGUAAUCGUAUCGACAUAUCUCAAUUGGUUAUUACAAAAGAAUUAACGAAGACUGAUUACACUGCAAAACAAGCGCAUGUCGAAUUAGCAGCAAAAAUGAAAAAACGUGAUGCGGGAACAGCACCUAAACUCGGUGAUCGUAUUCCAUAUGUAUUUAUAAAUGCUUCUAAGGGUACUCCGGCUUAUAAGAAAGCUGAGGAUCCUAUAUAUGUCUUACAAAAUAGUAUUCCUAUUGAUACCACUUAUUAUUUAGAAAAUCAAUUGUCUAAGCCGUUAUUACGCAUCUUUGAACCAAUUCUUGGGGACAAAGCACAAUCAUUACUUUUAAGAGGCGAUCAUACGCGUACAAAAAUUGUUGCCACUUCCAAAGUUGGCGCAUUAGCUGCAUUCACACAUAAAAAAGAAACCUGUAUUGGUUGUAAGUCUAUUUUACCGCUGGAAAGAGAAAAAAUGGCUGUGUGUCAGUAUUGCGAAAAACGCGAAGCUGAAAUUUAUCAAACUGAGUUAACGAUGCAAAUAAAAUUAGAAGAAAAGUAUAACUCAUUAUGGACAGAGUGUCAAAGAUGUCAAGGAAGUUUGCAUCAACAAGUUUUGUGCUCCAGCCGUGACUGUCCUAUAUUCUACAUGAGAAAAAAAAUUCAGAUAGAGCUAGAUUCUCAGGUUAAAAAGAUUGAAAGAUUUGGAACUCCGAUAUGGUAAACAUCAUUAAAAAAUCUUCCUUUAUUUUUUUAUUUUACCUGAUUUUGUUUUAUAUUAGUGCAUUUCUUUAUGCGUGUGUUUAGUUUUUAAAUGUAUAAACAAAAAUUCACAUUGAAUUAGACGCUUAGAUUAAAAAGAUCGAAAGAUUUGGAACUCCCGAUUGUUAAAAAUUAUUCGAAAAAACCUCCUUUUAUUUUGAUUCAUUCAUUUUGUUUUAUUUUGCUUGAUUUUGUUUUAAAUUGGCGCAUUUCUUUACACGUUUGUUUUGUUUUUAAAUGUUCGCUUAGGUGACUACGUACUUCGUCACUUUACACUCAGCAAAAACUUAUUUAAUAGGUACAUUAUUAACUAAUGAUUAUUAUUUAUAUUAAGAUGUAAAACAUUAACUAGAUUCAUUAAUCAUUUUUCUUCAGAUUGUUCUGUUAAUGCAUAUGAAAUUAAGUCUUUAUUUGUGACAGUAUUUUCCAAUAUAUUAACUUUCAUUUACAAAUAAUAUUAAAUAAGGAUAGUAGGGAUUAAUAUUAAAAAAGUAUUCGGCUCUCUACAAUCAUAUAAUGGGUGUAAAGAUGAAAUAAUCAUCUUAAGAGAAGUGAUUCAAUUACAUUUUAAUACAAAGGUAUAUAUAUUCGCAUAUGUUUCCUUCAUUUUAUCUUUUUCUUGUCUUUGUUUUAUUUUUUUUAUCUUGAUUCGUAAGAAAGAUAAAAUUUCUGACAUCUAUCAUGUCCUAUCUAUUAUGAAAAGUAUGGUCAGUUUUAUAUGCGAAAAAUGCAAGGUAUUUAUAAAAUAUAAUAAUAUUUGAAUAAAUAAACACAAAUGAGCUCUUCCCAAUUACAUGGGAUAUUUGAAAUGACAGUCAUACGACCAGUCUCUUUAUAAGGCUUGAGUAAGAAAAAUGAUGAUGAUUUAAUGUCGAUCAUUUUCUACUCUGUAACGCGUUUGACAGCCAAUCCAUUGCUUGGUCAAGACCUUCUCCUUUAGUUGCUGAAGUUUUAAAUAUUUGGAAUGUUCUAUUCUUAAGUGCAUCCAAUCCAAGAGCUUGAUGCACUUCUGCAACACUUAAACAACCAGCCAUAUCUUGUUUGUUUGCCAGUACUACCAGAAUGGCACCUUGUAAUUCUUCUUCCUUCACAAAUUAAAUGAUAUAGUUAAA